This is a messenger RNA of Peronospora matthiolae, 141 nucleotides long. The record is from the annotation of a GenBank genome assembly. Lineage: Eukaryota; Oomycota; Peronosporomycetes; Peronosporales; Peronosporaceae.
AUGGACGCAAAGUGGAUUUUGCUGGCGUAUCCCGUGUGCAUCGUUGCGCAGUCGCUAACUGGUAUGUGCGCGCGUCAGCUGAAGACACAGAUGGUUAAUAAUAUCAAGAAUUACACGAUGAAGGUCACAAAGGCCAAGUGA